AUGCAGACUCCGGAUAGGUAUCCUACAGCUACGGCCAUUCAAUACAACCGCAUUCAGCAGCAACAACAGCAGCAGCAAGCACAGAACCGCGACAUGAGCCAGCAUCAUCAGUCUCACCAAAACCAACCACAACAUCAUCACCAUGCAUCUCAACCUUCGAUACAUCUGCCACCCAUAACGAGUGGCGAACUGUAUGCUCCAUCGAAUCCGCCUUUAGAAUCGCCGAGUCUGAACAUCACCGGUGCUGCGUCUCAAGAUGGUGCCAUGAAGGCCGUGUCACAAGAUCAUGACUUUCCACCGUAUGAUCUUCUGUACGCUCUGACAGACCUGUUCUUCAAGCACAUCAACACGUGGUGUCCAAUACUGCAUCGACGGAGCACACUGGACUCUUUGUUUGGUCCAAACACUCUCGAAGAAGCAGAUCGGAUCUUGCUUCAUGCUAUCGUUGCCACCACACUGCGUUUCUCGACGGAUCCUCGGCUUAGCGAUCAGGCGCGAGAACGAUACCAUGCCACAUCGAAGCAGAAGGUCUUACUAUACGGCCUCGAGAACAGUUCUGUCAAGGCGCUGCAAGCAUUGGUCAUUCUGGCGCUGGACAUAGUCGGCAGCUCGAACGGACCACCUGGCUGGAAUCUUUUGGCAUUGAUCACCAGAAGUGUGGUGCAGCUGGGGCUUGCAGUGGAGACGACAUCAGCUUCCGUGGCCCCGCUCUUCCCAUCGAUAUACACUCUUCGUGCAAUGGUACUGCCCGAGCCAAAGUCAUUCAUUGAGGAUGAAAGUCGGCGUCGGCUGUUCUGGAUGGUGUAUCUUCUGGACAGGUAUGGCACUAUAGCAACAGCCUUCGAAUUCGCGCUUGACGACAAGGAGAUCGACAGGAAGCUGCCAUGCCGAGAUGACCUCUUCUCUCGCAAUCAGCCUGUUGACACACGAUGGUUCCAGACGACAGAUGGCGAACAGCACUCCCUCGGCGAGAUGAACCAUCCCGAGAACCUUGGCUCUUUCAGCUACUACAUCGAGAUAGUAGGCAUCCUGUCGCAGAUACACCGCUUCUUGAAGAAGCCAGUCGACAUCAGUGCCCUGUCUGAUGUGGAGCAAUGGCAGCAAGAAUACAGACAGCUGGACAGCAAACUCAACGCGUGGAAGUUCAGCCUUCCAAGCGAGUACGGCAACAUGUCGCGGCUGUUCAACCCUAAUGGAGGCAACAAGAUUGUCAAUUGCAUCUGGAUCAUGCUGCAUAUCACCUACCACACCACUGUGAUCCGACUCCACUCCUCAGCCGCAUAUCCCACGACUCGAUCGCCUAUCUUCACGCCCUCCUUCAGCGCAUCACAACGAUGUCACACCGCAGUUGAAGACAUCUGCGCCUUGUGCCAAUACGUCAAGAACAAUAACAUGCUCACUAAGCUCGGGCCACCCUUUGCUUUCAGCUUGUGGGUCGCUGCACGUCUGCUCCUUGUCCACGGCUCCACAAUCGACCACCAAGUCAACCCAGCCAUCGCACCUCUUGUCGAAACUCUCCGUGAACUGGGCUACUACUGGAAGGUCGCGGAGCGCUACGCGACUCUUUUGCAAAGGGUCAUGGAUGAGUAUAGCGAAAGCGAACGUGCCCCUGUGGGUGCGAACGGGGUACGCGAGACUCCUUCGACUGUGAGGAUCCUUGCGGAUAUGCGUCGCUGCGCCUACGAUCUGGACUUUUUGAUCAGCAGGCAGCCGAGACAGUACUUAGGGAGCAAGCAGGUGAACUCGGUCACACCAGCGAGGACUCCUGCCCCAAAUGAGUUGGAGUAUCUUGAUGUGUUUGACUUCUUCAAUAUGCCGCGCUUGCCUUUCCAGGCUAAUGGCGAGGGCGGAGGAGGUAAUGGUGUCAAUGGCAAUGGCGAAGGGACUGUGCCGGAGUAUCAGAUUUUCAUGGACCAGGGUGUGGAGUAUAACAAUGCUAAUGAUUGGCUUGUACAGUAG
This is a messenger RNA of Fulvia fulva, 1959 nucleotides long. RefSeq lists its product as uncharacterized. The record is from RefSeq and is a predicted model, not a curated record. Lineage: Eukaryota; Fungi; Ascomycota; Dothideomycetes; Mycosphaerellales; Mycosphaerellaceae. The coding region runs from base 1 to 1959 and encodes 652 amino acids. The transcript is spliced from 2 exons. Gene Ontology annotation, cellular component: nucleus. Gene Ontology annotation, biological process: DNA-templated transcription. Gene Ontology annotation, molecular function: zinc ion binding; DNA binding.